GGCGUUCUGUAAUACACUCACUGGGGGAACGAACAAGAUUUGUUUUUCUUCUCUUUUCUUUACUCCGGAGUGUAGUAGAUAAAGCAAAAGCUAUAUAUGCCUUCGAAGAAGAAGCAGUCGAGGACGCCAUCACGGCUAUCCAAUUCGGAACCGCCUGCGUCUCCCAAAACUCCGGCGUCUUCAACCACAAGUCGAGAUACUGAUUUCAUCAACGAAGAAGAACUUAGGCGCAGUAUUAAAGAAGCGUCAGCUGCGUUUCCUAGUCUUAUCGGGAAAUCUGCAACUAUUGGAAGAGUAGCCGAUGUUGCAGCAGAGUCUAUCAGAGGUUCUAAGAUUUGGCUAUCGGAAAGUUCGAUGGUCGCUGCUUCUCUCAGCCCUGGUUCCACUGUAUCGGUAUCACUUGCUUCUCCGGAGAGUAGAUUCACGAGCAACUUCCCACUCAGCUCGAUAAAAGCUGAAUAUGGAGAUGAUGACAACGAUUGUAGCAUUGCGGAUGAACCAGGGAACUAUUUUGUGCUCGCCACUGUUUUCUCUUCUUCAAAGGUUUUGAAGGAUGCUGUUCGUAUUUCAGUGAAUCUUUGCUAUGGGCUUGGUUGUCCUGUUUCAGGCAGGACUGUUUUUGUUUAUCCUAUUAGCGGACCUUCUUUAAGUGAUCAAUUCAACGGAUAUGUUGGAUCACAUGAUAAAGAUGUCAACCAGCUUUCACUGCUUGCCUGCAAAGAGUUGUGUUUGGAGUUGACUCCUUUCAGGAAUGUAUUACAAGCUAAAAGGGAUUUACUUUCUAAGGAGAAGCUUGAAAGUUCUUACGAGCAGAACGGAAAUGGGAAUUCAACUCCUAAGACACCAUCAAACUUGCUAAAGUAUAACUCUCCUCGCCCCAAAUCUCCAGCUUCACCAAUCACAGAUGACUCUGUUUUCAGUACCAAGCAGCAGUUUCCAUCUGAAAGUUCACUUGAUCUACGAGAGGUGUUGAGCAAUGAAAGUUCGAAAAAACUUCUGCAGAUUUGUGCAAGUUCGUGGCUUUACCCUUGUAGCCUGCUAUAUGGGAAUUUCGUUGCUGUGCCAAUUCUCUCAGAAAUCUUUAUAUUCUGUGUCAAAAGAGCUGAUAAAAUCCCUUCUGAUACAUCCUGUAGAAAUCGUGCUUUUAUGAUAAAUCAGGAAACUAAAAUCUACCUCCAUCAUACAUUGGACUUAGUAUCUCAAAUUCGAGAGAGAAGAUCUGCGCAAGGUCUGCGGUAUGAUGAAGACGAUGAAGGAGAAAAUGUGGGAUGUGAAAUCUCAAAGUUAGGUGGUCUCUCUAAAGAAUACGCAAUUUUAAGGGACAUAAUUGUUUCCUCGUCCACAAAGAAUUCCUUAUCAAGUCUUGGUUUGCGACCUACAAAGGGAGUGCUUAUUCAUGGACCUCCAGGCACAGGAAAAACAUCUUUGGCUCGGUCCUUCGCCCGUGAUUCUGGUGUCAACUUUUUCCCUGUGAAUGGACCUGAGAUUAUAAGCCAGUAUUUGGGCGAAAGUGAGAAAGCUUUAGAUGAGGUUUUCAGAUCUGCUAGCAAUGCUACACCUGCUGUGGUGUUCAUUGAUGACUUGGAUGCCAUUGCUCCUGCCCGGAAAGAAGGAGGUGAGGAAUUGUCUCAGAGGAUGGUAGCUACAUUACUGAAUUUAAUGGAUGGAAUAAGUAGGAGUGAUGGCGUUGUCGUAAUUGCUGCAACCAAUAGACCUGAUAGCAUUGAGCCUGCCCUUAGACGGCCUGGAAGACUUGACAGGGAAAUUGAAAUUGGUGUACCAUCUUCUGCACAACGGUCCGAUAUACUUCACACAAUUCUCCGUCGGAUGCAGCACUCAGUUUCAGACAUCCAGGUUGAACAGCUUGCUAUGGCAACACAUGGUUUUGUUGGUGCAGAUCUGUGUGCACUGUGUUGUGAGGCAGCCUUUGUUUGCUUGAGGCGGCAUCUUGAUCAGAGAUCCUCCUUUAGCAAUUUGCCUCUUGAAGAAGCACCUAUUGCUGAGUCCUCGACAAUUUUGUCAGACAUAUCAUCUGAGAACUCGGAUUCUGCAUCGUCAUGUAUCACUGUUUCAUCCACUACUUCAGGGGCUCCGCAUUCAUUGGGUUUAAAUGGGACAGUCUCCCUAGUAGCAGAUAAUCUUCAAAACAGUGGCAACUCUUGUUCUGAAGAGAUGCUUAGCAAAGAAAGAGAACAUACCCUAAGUGUAGGAUUUGAAGAUUUUGAAAAUGCUAAGACCAAAAUCAGACCUAGUGCCAUGCGAGAGGUGAUAUUAGAGGUUCCUAAAGUUAACUGGGAAGAUGUUGGUGGCCAAAACGAGGUGAAAAAUCAACUAAUGGAAGCAGUAGAAUGGCCUCAAAAACAUCAGGACGCAUUUAAGAGAAUAGGUACAAAGCCACCAAGUGGGAUACUGAUGUUCGGUCCUCCUGGAUGUAGCAAGACCCUUAUGGCACGUGCAGUAGCUUCUGAAGCCGGGCUCAAUUUCCUUGCUGUCAAAGGUCCAGAGCUAUUCAGCAAAUGGGUUGGUGAAUCAGAGAAGGCGGUGAGGUCCCUUUUUGCAAAGGCAAGAGCAAAUGCCCCCUCCAUUAUCUUUUUUGAUGAGAUAGAUAGUCUUGCCUCCAUUAGGGGGAAAGAAAAUGAUGGAGUUUCAGUUUCAGACAGAGUUAUGAGCCAACUUCUUGUGGAGCUCGAUGGUUUGCAUCAAAGAGUUGGUGUUACCGUCAUUGCUGCUACAAACCGACCAGACAAGAUCGAUUCUGCCCUACUAAGACCUGGACGAUUUGACCGCUUGUUAUAUGUUGGACCUCCUAAUGAAGCUGAUCGUGAAGCAAUACUCAAAAUCCAUUUGCGUAAAAUCCCAUGCAGUUCUGAUAUUUGUUUAAAGGAAAUUGCCUCCAUUACCAAAGGCUACACAGGAGCUGACAUAUCAUUGAUAUGCAGAGAAGCAGCUAUUGCUGCACUCGAAGAGAGUCUUGAAACGGAGGAAAUAAGCAUGCGACACUUAAAAACUGCUAUUGGCCAAAUCGAACCAACAGAGAUUCAGUCUUACAAAGCCCUGUCUGAAAAAUUCCAAAGACUUGUCCAUACAGAUCCACAAAGAGAUGAGGAGAAUACACGAUCAGGAAACAAAAGCCAACCUCUAUGGGCACCAUUAAAAUCUGCUGUGCUGUUUCUUCGUCGCCGCAUUGGUUUGUAAAGAAAAGUUGAUACGAGCAAACUUGCAAUUCUCCAUCAUUAACAUUCCGCUUGGUUAAAUUAUAUAUUGUUUUUGUUGGUCUCACACAAACUUGUACCGAAUCAACAGAACGAAUAACAUGAUGUAAAUAUUUGGAUGACUGGUUCUCAUGA
This is a messenger RNA of Capsella rubella, 3347 nucleotides long. RefSeq names its product calmodulin-interacting protein 111. Gene Ontology annotation, cellular component: cytoplasm; chloroplast. The transcript has 11 exons. Gene Ontology annotation, molecular function: ATP binding; ATP hydrolysis activity. Lineage: Eukaryota; Viridiplantae; Streptophyta; Magnoliopsida; Brassicales; Brassicaceae. Bases 97 to 3195 code for a protein of 1032 amino acids. The record is from RefSeq and is a predicted model, not a curated record.